Striga asiatica is the source of this 1302-nucleotide messenger RNA. Lineage: Eukaryota; Viridiplantae; Streptophyta; Magnoliopsida; Lamiales; Orobanchaceae. The record is from the annotation of a GenBank genome assembly.
AUGAUUUUCUUGGUCAUCUUUGAGCUCUUGACGUAUAUUCUUACAUGUACUUGUUAUGGUUGGUCUCUCUCUUGGGGAGCAAAAUUUUAUAAAGGGUGGAAUUCGCAGGAUUUGCGUACUGAUGGUCGUAAGCGAUUAACUUACCGGCCCAUCUCUGUAGAAACUGGUGUCAUUCCUCAGGCAAGUGGCUCAGCAGGAGUGAAGCUUGGGGCAACAGACGUUAUUGCAAGUGUGAAAGCUGAGCUUAGUAAGCCAAGUGCAUCUCAUCCUGAUAAGGGGAAGGUUUAUAUAUAUGUAGGAGCUGGGAUUGAUCUCUCAUCUCUAUCCAUUGUUGAAGGAAAGAUCUGUUGGGAUUUGUAUAUACACAGUCUCGUUGUCAGCUCAGAUGGUAAUAUACUCGAUGCCCUGGGAGCAGCCAUCAAGGCAGCCCUAAGCAAUACCGUUAUUCUAAAAGUCCAAGUUGCUGUUAAUGCCCCUUCUGACGAGCAACCGGAGGUUGAUUUGAGUGACGAGGAAUUUCUACAAUUUGACACAUCUGGGGUUCCUGUUGUUGGGAGGCAUUACAUUGUAGAUGCAACUACAGAGGAGGAAUCCCAAAUGAGUUUGGCUAUCUCGGUUUCUAUAAAUAGGCAAGGACAGAUACUGGACAUGAUAUCUGUUGCUAAACAUGUGAGUGAGCAGUUGAUGAACAAAUUGGAUUCGGAAAUAGCUGCAGCCGAGGCCUACGAUGAGGGUGAUGAUAACAUGGACUUUGAUGAAGAGAUACUUCAUAUAUCACGAUUGUUGGAUAAAAAUGUGGAUAAAUGGUCUCAAGCUGAUAGUACCACUAUAAAGAGGAGCAGUGGAGAGCAAGAAGAUGAAAAGCCUGAGAAAGAGAGAUUCACUGUGAAGGAGAAAACAUUGUCAAUAAAAAACAAUGAACAGAAUAAGAAAACAAAUUGCAUAGGAGUCAUGGCUGUCCCGUUGCUCGACAAGAAGAUUGUUAAGAAGCGCGUGAAGAAGUUCAAGAGGCACCAGAGUGAUCGAUUUGUUUCCGUUAAGGAAAACUGGCGCAGGCCCAAAGGUAUUGAUUCUCGUGUCAGGAGGAAGUUCAAAGGAUGCACUCUUAUGCCAAACAUUGGCUAUGGCUCGGACAAAAAAACCCGCCAUUACCUACCCAAUGGGUUCAAGAAGUUUGUUGUGCACAACGUGAAAGAACUAGAGGUCCUGAUGAUGCACAACAGAAAGGGUUUAGCGGGCGAAUUUUUGUUGCGUAUCUAUUGCUUUAACGGCAAUCUUAUUUCAUUUGAACUUUGCAAAUGA